Beta vulgaris subsp. vulgaris (sugar beet) is the source of this 783-nucleotide messenger RNA. Its product is annotated as EG45-like domain containing protein 2. Gene Ontology annotation, biological process: systemic acquired resistance. NCBI's taxonomy places the organism in Eukaryota, Viridiplantae, Streptophyta, Magnoliopsida, Caryophyllales, Amaranthaceae. Bases 101 to 481 code for a protein of 126 amino acids. Gene Ontology annotation, cellular component: apoplast; cell wall. The record is from RefSeq and is a predicted model, not a curated record. The transcript is spliced from 3 exons.
UGGCUGAAUUGCAUACCCAAAAAAGAAAGGAAUUCAAAGUAUAGUAGGAGUAAAAGUAUUGUUUAUGAUAAAUUAGGCCAAACACAAAACAAGUGAGCAAAUGGGGAUGAAAGCACUCUUACUCGCGAGCUUUGUGCUAAGCCUUGCCAUUACUGUUGCGAAUGCUAAGGUUGGACUUGCUGUCUAUCAUACUCAUAAUACUCCCUCGGCUUGCUACGGGAACGAAGACAAAGGAUCAUAUAUAACAGGGGUGAGUAAAGACUUGUGGAACAACAGAGGAGCAUGUGGGAGAUUUUACAAGGUUACAUGCAUUGGAGGAGCAAAUAAAGCUCCUCACCCAUGCAAAUCACAAAGUGUUACUGUCAGAGUUACCGACCUUUGUGAUAGUUGUGCUGGUGAUCUUAACCUUUCACAAGAGGCUUUCAAUGUUAUUGCUGACACUAGAGCUGGCAAAGUUCGUGUUCGAUAUGACCCAGCAUAAGUACACGUCCGUUGUUGAAAGGAUAAAGAUGAUUGGAGUCUGGAGACAAGGAUAGUAAAAUAUACAGAUGUUGUCAUGGGUUCAGGGCCCUAGAAAAAGAAGUGUUAUGAUUUAAUUUUAUUGUUCUACAAUAUUGUACUAGGCAAUAAUGAAUUAAGCAGUUUUCUGCUUCUAUGGAUGGGAAUAAGUAGCUAAUUAAGAUGUUUGUUUUCUUGAUAAGAAGUAAUUAAUUAAGGUGUUAUAAGAAAACGAAAUGCAUAACUUCAAUCAAGUAGCAUGGUAUAUAUGCUACUAUUUCCAUA